CUGUACAACGGUAUCUAUUCGGAGCACCAGGAAUCUAUUCGGUGAUGUCAACACAGAAGAACACCGUCGUUCUAGCAUAUAGCGGAGGACUGGACACUUCAUGUAUCCUCCGCUGGCUUAUCGAUAAAGGGUACGACGUGAUCGCUUAUAUGGCUAAUAUCGGGCAGGAGGACGAUUUUGAUGCUGUCAGAAGGAAGGCCACGGAUAUUGGAGCAAAGAAGGUGAUAAUAGAAGACUUGCAAGAGGAGUUCGUGCGGGGGUUCGUGUGGCCGGCGGUGUGUGCCGGGCUGCUGUACGAGGGCCGCUACCUGCUGGGGACUUCCCUGGCGCGGCCGUGCAUCUCUCGGGGCCUGGUGGAGGUGGCGCGCAGAGAGGGCGCUCAGUUUAUCUCGCACGGCGCGACCGGCAAGGGCAACGACCAGGUGCGCCUCGAGCUCGGCUGCUGCGCCUUGUGGCCACAGGUCAAGAUACUGGCUCCUUGGAGAAUAAAGGAGUUUACAGACAAGUUCCAGGGAAGACAAGAUUUGCUACAGUACGCUGCUGCAAAUAACAUUCCAGUAUCAGCCACAAAGGAAGCACCGUGGAGCAUGGACGCAAACCUAAUGCACAUCAGCUACGAGUCGGGCAUCCUGGAGAACCCUGCACAGCCGGCACCGCCUGAGCUCUUCCAGAUGACCAUGGAUCCCAGGAGUUCGCCGGACUCGCCUUGUCGCCUGCAGAUAGAUUUCCAAAACGGUAUUCCAGUUGGGGUGAAGAACGUAACAACAGGAGAAGAGGAAACCAAUCCACUGAAAUUAUUCAAACUGCUGAACAAGCUCGGUGGUCUCUACGGUGUUGGCAGAAUAGACAUCGUCGAAAACAGAUUCCUCGGACUCAAGUCACGCGGUGUAUACGAGACGCCCGCUGGUAAAAUUCUGCAUGACGCCCAUCUGGACCUGGAGACUUUCUGCAUGGAUCGCGAGGUCCUUAGAGUUAAAACUUUUCUCAAAGACAAGAUGUCAGAUUAUGUUUACAACGGUUUCUGGUUCAGCCCGGAAUGUAACUUUGUUCGCGAGUGCAUAACUGCAUCGCAAAGAAAUGUCACAGGAUGGGUGCAGGUGGAGCUCUUCAAGGGUUCAGUGUCGGUGGUGGCGCGCUGGUCUCCGGUGGGGCUGUACAACCAGCGGUUGGCGUCGAUGGACGAGCACGGAGGUUUCGACCCGUCGCACGCCGACGGCUUCAUCAACAUACACGGCCUCCGUCUCAAGGAGGCGUGCAGGGCAGCUAACAGCCAGCCGUAGCCCCUCCCCCGCUGUUGCCCUUCUGUUGUCCUUUAUGCCUUUGUUGAUAUUUCAGAAUUGUUACGAAGAAUCUCGUUUUAUGUCAAUAUUGCUUUAGCAAUCUAUUUACAUUUGUGCAUUGUCAAAUCAAAACUGUUCUCCAUAGCUGUUUACACUGUGUCAUGUACAAAAUAAAAGAAUAUUUUCGACAGCCAA
Schistocerca cancellata (South American locust) is the source of this 1475-nucleotide messenger RNA. RefSeq names its product argininosuccinate synthase (gene Ass). Gene Ontology annotation, biological process: L-arginine biosynthetic process; urea cycle. Lineage: Eukaryota; Metazoa; Arthropoda; Insecta; Orthoptera; Acrididae. The record is from RefSeq and is a predicted model, not a curated record. Gene Ontology annotation, molecular function: argininosuccinate synthase activity; ATP binding. The transcript is spliced from 10 exons. Bases 45 to 1280 code for a protein of 411 amino acids. Gene Ontology annotation, cellular component: cytoplasm.